This is a messenger RNA of Pseudomassariella vexata, 1739 nucleotides long. RefSeq names its product ATP-NAD kinase-like domain-containing protein. The coding region runs from base 212 to 1630 and encodes 472 amino acids. Gene Ontology annotation, cellular component: cytoplasm; membrane; intracellular membrane-bounded organelle. Gene Ontology annotation, biological process: sphingosine biosynthetic process. Lineage: Eukaryota; Fungi; Ascomycota; Sordariomycetes; Amphisphaeriales; Pseudomassariaceae. The transcript has a single exon. The record is from RefSeq and is a predicted model, not a curated record.
ACUUGUCUAUUAUUUCAUGCAAGUUUCCAUUUAAUCCCUGUUGCGUCCUCUUUUCAACUUCAUCUGUGCUUCUGCGUCUUGCAACAUACUACUAGCACCUCUUUCAAUGAAGCUGGAGAGCACUAGGCGCUCGGCAAAACAUCUUGGAUCGCGACUUAACUAGAUGAGGUGCGUGUCAACGACCCCGACAGUCUAGCCUGGGACAGUGGAAAUGGCGACACCGAUUGGCUCAACCAAGACCGAAGAGAUCGUCUGCAUCGUGGCACGGACAAAACCAAGUGGUUACAAUGUCUUCAGUCUUAAGGAGACCUCCACCGAGGAGCACAAGUCAUUUCAGCUGUCUAGCCAUCAGGCCGCAGACUUAUCACAGUCGCUUCUUGACGAGUUCCUGAUCGAUGAGAUUCCGGAAUAUUUGCGCAGUAGCCCUGCCAGGAGAGUGCAUGUAGUUGUAUCGACACAAUCGGGAACGGGGCUCGCUUUGGAUUUCUAUAACGCUGUUCUCAAUCCCCUUCUGCAAUCUUUGGGGCUUUCUUCCGCCGAAAAAAACCGAGACUUGCUGGGACUACCGGCCAACACUACGGACGGGAAUUCAUAUGACCUGACCAUCACUCAAGAUGCGCAGAGUAUCCGAAAGUUCGCGAAGGAACUGAAUCAGGGCGUUCGCGGCCAGGAGCCAGGCCACACCGUAAUCCUCCUGAGUGGCGAUGGAGGCGUGGUUGAAAUGCUCAACGGCAAGGAGCGAGGCGAUGGAGGGAAUGAGUCGAGGGAGUUGCCGCCCUUGAUUGCAAUACUACCCCUAGGUACAGGCAACGCGCUCUUCCACUCCCUACACAAGCCCAUACAUGCAUCGCAUGGCUCCUCUCAGGUUUCGGCACUGGUCCUAGGUCUGCGCACAUUACUCCGGGGUCAUGGCGCACCGUUGCCAUCCUUCAGUGCCUCCUUUUCACCAGGCUCGGGGUCCGUAUCGUACAGCAAUUCAGAUGCCACAGACCCAGCACCUUCCCCCGAAGGCGUCGAGGAGCAUUUUGAUUCCAUAUCUCAUCUCUACGGGGCGAUUGUCGCGAGCUACGGCUUCCACAGCCAGCUGGUCUGGGAGAGCGAUACACCCGAGUACCGCAAGCACGGCGACAAGCGAUUCGGCAUGGUGGCUGCUGAGCUUCUGAAGGAAAGCCAUGCGUACAACACAACGGUUCAGCUCACUUAUACCGAUGGGUCUACACCGCAGCAACUCGACAGGGACCAACAUGCCUACGUCUUGGCGACCAUGGUGUCGAAUCUCGAGAAGGCUUUCACCAUCUCGCCAGCUAGCAAGCCUCUUGACGGCAAACUGCGACUGGUGCAUUUCGGUGCCGUGAGCGGACAGAAGACGAUGGAUAUCAUGAUGCAGGCAUACGCCGGAGGGAAACAUGUGGGUAUGCAGUGGACCACGGAUGAUGGCAAGGAGGAGCAAGUCGGUUAUGACGAGAUUCAGGAGGUUAAGGUUACUACUCUGGAAGAAGACGCCCGCUGGAGGAAGGUGUGCAUUGACGGGGCCAUUGUUGAGCUUCCUCGAGGAGGAUCUAUGGUGGUGAAGACCGAGGAGAUAUCACAUUUGCAGAUUUUGGUUGAUCGGUCUCUCAAACCCAUCUGAUUUCCUGGACGACUUGAUACGCAGAAUCUCAUUCCUUGAGUUGUUAACACAAUUAGUACAGGACUGCUAUAGAGAUGAUUUAUUUACAUAUGUCGGCUGGUGUAGUUGG